Molecule: messenger RNA, 3996 nt
Organism: Ficedula albicollis (Collared flycatcher)
Lineage: Eukaryota; Metazoa; Chordata; Aves; Passeriformes; Muscicapidae
Gene: NSUN6
Product: NOP2/Sun RNA methyltransferase family member 6
Exons: 13
Coding region: 181-1590 (469 amino acids)
Biological process (GO): RNA methylation
Molecular function (GO): RNA binding; methyltransferase activity
Source: RefSeq, a predicted model, not a curated record
CUGCUGUAUCUGAACUCAGAAACAUCUGUCCUGCCGCCCCCAGCUGUGCUCCCCAGCCUGGAAGGUUGCAUUCGUAAUAUCGCUGCUAAUGUUGAGGAUAAGGCUUUGAAACUCCUCCCCAUGAAACUUUGCCUUUGGACUCCAAAUUCUUUUCCAGCAGAUUUUAAAAACUAAAGGAGGAUGUCCUUUUUCCCUAAAAUUGCUUUCCAAUACGAAGUUGAAGAGUAUCUCACCAAAGUGUUCAGAAAUAAUGAGCUUAUCGCUGCUUUUGGUACACAGGAGGCAGAGAAUAAAUACCAGUCUCUGUUAAGUCAUCUAUCUCAUCCACCAGCUUUUACAACUGUAAGAGUAAAUACCCACUUGGCCUCAGUGAAACAUGUGAAAAAAUUGCUCUUUGAAGAGAUCCAGAAGCAAUUUAAAGGACUACGUGUUCCAGUUCUCGAGCACCCAAAACUUCAGGACAUUUUAUUAAUUCCUGUCAUUGGACCCAGGCGAGAUUUAAAAAAACAUGCAUCUGAAGUCAUAGUUGGAGCUCAGUGUGGAUAUGCAGUACUUCGAGGAGCACAUGUUUAUGUCCCUGGAAUUGUAUCCACUUCAAGAUUUGUGAAAGCUGGAGAUACGGUUUCAGUGUAUUCAGAUAUUGAAGGGAAAUGCAAAAGAGGAGCCAAAGAAUUCGAUGGAGUCAAAGUUUUCCUUGGAAAUGGGAUCUCAGAACUCAGUCGCAGUGAAAUCUUCAGUUCCAGUGGCCCACUGAAGGGGCUGGGUAUAAGAAUGAUAGAGCCAGUCUACCUUAGUCCUUCAUUUGACAAUGUGCUCCCUAGUAAUCUGUUUUUACAGAAUUUACCUUCUGUAGUUGUGAGCCAUAUUUUAGACCCUCAACCAGGAGAGAAAAUUUUGGAUAUGUGUGCUGCACCUGGAGGAAAAACAACCCAUCUUGCAACAUUAAUGCAUGAUCAGGGUGAAGUAAUAGCCAUGGACAAGACAGUUAACAAGGUCAAGAAAAUCAAGCAGAAUGCUGAAUUGCUGCAGUUGAAUUGCAUUAAGGCCUUUUGCUAUGAUGGAACAAAGGCCCUUUCAGUCGAGAAGAGGGAAGAUAAACAAGAAGGACCUCCAUUCUUACCAGAGUCAUUUGAUCGAAUUCUUCUUGAUGCUCCAUGUAGUGGGAUGGGACAGAGACCAAACAUGGCUUACUCCUCAACUUUAAAAGAAGUGACCUCGUAUCAGCCACUACAGCGCAAGCUUUUCACUGUGGCAGUGAAGUUGCUGAAGCCAGGAGGUGUUUUAGUAUAUAGUACAUGUACAAUUACACUUUCUGAAAAUGAGGAGCAAGUUGCUUGGGCCCUGAAAACUUUUCCAUGUCUCCAGCUUCAUCCACAGGAACCUCACAUUGGAGGAGAAGGCAUGAAGGGAGCUGGACUAUCACUUGAUCAGUUGAAGCUGCUGCAGAGAUUUGAUCCAUCUGCUGUCACUUUGCAAGGAAUGGAUAUUAAUUCUUUGCAAGAUUCCAGAGAAGAUGACCUGAUUUCAUUGGCAAAUAAGGACUGUAUAGGAUUUUUCAUUGCAAAAUUUAUUAAGUUGCACAGUAAAUAAGGAUUUGGGAAUGCAACCUGAAAAAAUACCUCAGUGAGUCUAAGAACAGUUCAGACGUGAAGUGCCUUUCUUCCUGCUGCAAUGUUACCAAGCCAACAGGCUGACGACAGGGUUGCUAUGGCAGCAACUAAAAUCUGCCAGCUGUUCUGAUGGGAAAGAGCCACAGGUUGCAGCAGAAAAGUCAUGGCUGGGGGAAGGGUAGUGUCAUUUAUAAGUCUCCCUCUCCUUUUGUAUUUGCAGCAGGUCAGUGCCUGAAUGACAGCUAUGUUCACUCAUACUGCUGUCUGCUCUGGUUUCCCCUUAUCUGGUGUAGCAAAUGUAGGAAGGGGAUGUAAGCUACUUUACGAAAUGCAAACAUAAAUAAAAUAGACAGGAACUAUUACAAUGAAUUUUGGAAAGGGCAUUUUCUGUGGAGGUUUACCAAUACUCAGUUUCCUUAAAUAGUGCUUCUCAAAACACUGCAACAUUUUACAAAGAACUGUUUUAUAAAUUGAUACUUAGAACCUCAUUUCUCUUUUAUUUUAAUACAAGCAAGAUUCUCUGUACACAUAGUAUAUACACAAAAUACGAUUAGGCUUUGUAGCAUGUCUUUUAUAGCAGCAUGAAUAUAUUAAACCAUCUCACUCUGGGAAUGUAAAUAAAUAUUGUUUCAACAUCAAACUUCCCAUGCAUAAACGGUAUUGUUUCUGAAAUAGCCUAUUGGACUGGCUGACAAGUGACAGUUUUAAAAUCAAACAUUUGUAACAGAAGGGGCUACAGUUAUGAUUAUAUCAAAAUAUUAUGAAUAUAUCAAAAGACAGAAAACAAUGCAUAAUACCAUCUGAAAUGUUGCAAAUCACCUUUCAAACAACUAAUGAUAUUAACUCUUUAUUGGUUAGAAAGCAUCACCAGCUAAAAUCAUAUGAAAAUUGAAACUGGGGAAGCAUGCUAAUGAAAACUGCCUUAUACUUGCUCAAAGUUUAAAUAAUCUACAUGUCUUAAAGACGUUAGAUGUAUUUGAAAAUUCUUCUUCAGUUCCAGUUUGAACAGUAUUCUCUGUCUGGAACUGACAAUAGCACUAAAAUUAGAAGCUGAGGACAGUGGAAAAACAGAAACUGUGUAUGUUUGAUGUUUUCCUUUCACUCAUCAAUUUCCAGUUUUAAAAAGCAUUUUCUGAAAAAUGUCUGUCUUUUCACACAUAACUAUUUGGUUGGAUUAAAAAGAGCAAUAGUUCUUUUAUCAUUUGCCUUUCUACUGUCAGAAGAGCUUCUUGUAUUCGCUCACAAUCAAAACACAUAUAUACAAUUCUUUUUCGUGGUAGUCUGGUUUGUUUGCUUAUAUUUUCCAUAAAUGUUUUAAUACUGUAUGUUUUCUACUGCUCUGGAAUAAAACCCAAAUGUUUCUUCUGUCCUGCCAAAGCUUUACAUCCUCUGUAGGGCCUAUCUUAGCAGAAUAGGAAAAUGGAAUUGUCUACUACUUCUCUACUUCUGUUGGUCAUUCCUUGCCAUUAAACACAUGUCUAAAGAAGAUUUAAAGUAAUUUUGUUUCAUCAGUAGUAUGUGAGAUAUCCUAUUUAGAGUCAUGAAAGUUCAUGCUAUAAUCUUUCUAGUCUAAAUAUGGUGAAAAUAAUUACCUGGGAACAAGAGGGAUUAAUCUUUUCUUGUAUAAGAACGUGUUGAAAUCUUUAACUUAGUGCUAGUGAAAAAGCAUUUUCUUUUUUGCAGAACAUAGAAAUUUUGUAAACAUUAAUCAGCACACAUAUACUAUAUACUGAAGUUUGUGUAUUCAUAUAAAGUAAGGAACUUUAUCUCCAGUUUCAGUAGCAGGAUUUGUGCAAUGCUGAAUUUGAAAGAAUUAGGAUUACUGAAUUUUUAGUGGAAUAUUUGUUGAGAUUCCCCCACUUUCUUUAGUUUUGGAUUAUCGGCUUUUUAAGGACGUGACCUCACUUGAUAUUAUAGGAGAAGUGUACUGGGGGUGGGAAGAAAGUGUAACUAACUUGUAGUUAAUUCCAGUGUAAUUGCAGAGCAGACCUGAAAAAAAUUACAUGAACUUUAGCUAUUAGGGUUGUUUCUGCCAAAUUCGACUGCUAGACUUAGAAGAGCACUCAGCAUGUUGAAGGGCUGGGCCCCAGCUGUUUCCCCAAGGGCCCUGUCUCUUGGUAAUGGGGGAGUGACUUCUCCAUCAGGUAGGUCAGAAAGAAACUCAGUUAAGAUGCUCCAUCCCUUGAAGGAGCCAGCAUACUUUCUCUACAGGUGUGGCUUAAGUUAGAUGACCAAAUUUGGAUGGAUGCCCUUUUUCUUCUUUUCCAAUCUUACUGUGCCUUUAUCUAGAAAUGGUAGGAACACUUUCUCAUUAACACAGUUCUGAUGGAUGGUAUAUAUAUGUUUUAAACAUAUGAUUACUUUCCUGAUAAUCUUUACACACUGA